AUGGUGAGGCAACGUUCUUCCGGUCACUUUAUCAAACAAGCAUCCUCUAGCUCUAGGCCGAUCCCCACCCCUAGCUAUCCUCAGCGUCGGAGAUCAUUGCGGAUAUCUCUUCCAACCAAGGUAGCGGCAGCUGUCCUCUGCGUCGUCAUCGGUGCCGUCUUACUCUCUCGUUUGUCUAACAGCAGACGAUUGGGGAUCUUACAUAGCAAGACAAUAAAGCUGAAAGCGGGUGAUGUGGAACAAGAAGUUCUGCCAUCCGGACAAGACUGGGGACAUGGGGAUUUCGGUGAUGGUCGACAAAGGAAUGUUGCAAAGACGUUCUUGACACCGACAUGUGACGCAUGCUAUUGGGUCAACACCAAUUUAGGCAACGGAGGUCCCGAGCCUGAUCUGAGCGGAGGGAUGAUACCUGCUGUAGCUCCCCCUUUCGCCAUGACUCGCUGGACCCCACAGACCAGAACCAAUUACCCUUCCAUGUGUCCCUACAACCAAUCCGAUACAAUGUUCCACGGUUUUAUGGGAACACACCAGCCGGCCAUCUGGAUGGGGGAAUCUGGACCCGCUAUGCUCUCGGUCGGCUUAGGCAAAGUCAUCACAGACUUUGAGGAACGAGGUAUACCCUUCGAUAAAUCUCACGAAUAUGCGUCGGCCAAUUAUUAUUCCACCCUGCUCAACGCCGAGGAGGGGGAUAUCCAGACAGAAAUGUCCGCUACAUCUCGUGUUGGUCAUCUACGCUUCACCUUUGACGCCUGGGGAGAUUCUCUACCUCAUGUAGUGGUUCGAGCGAGCAGAGCCAGUGUGCUCAUGAGUGGUGACAACGUCAUGUCUCGGAGUCCCCAUAAUGUCUCAUACCCGGAAGGCUGGGUAAACAUUGAUGCCAAGAGAAAGGAGAUCUAUGGGUGGAAUGAUGAACGUCAAGAUCAUAUUCUGGUAGGGGAUGAACUCCCAGCGACAAACUUCAAAGGCUACUUCGUCGCUCGUUUCUCACAACCGUUCCGAGAUGUCGGAAUAUCAUACGACGGUAAAUUACAGCCUGGUGAAACUCAAGGUCAAGGCAAGAUACUGGCGGGAUACGCAACUUUCAAUCACGAUGUGAAAGUCGUCGACGUACGUAUAGGCGUCAGUUUCAUAAGUAUCGACCAAGCUCGUCGAAACUUGGACUUGGAAAUACCAGAUGGACAAACUCUUGAAGUGACCUCCAAACUGACCCGUACCGCUUGGGCAGACAAGCUGGAUCGUCUUAUGGUGACCGGAGCCACGCCUCAUAAUCUUACAGUACUCUACACAUCCUUUGCUCAUACCCUGGUCUAUCCUUACGAGGUCUCCGAGAAUGCUGGCACCAAUCGUCGACCCAAAUGGGAAUACUAUUCUGGUUAUUUGGACAAAGUCGUUCCAGGCGUCAGCUACUCGGGCUAUAGCAUCUGGGACACCUUCCGCUCUCAUACCGCUUGGUUACUGUUGGUAGCCCCUGAACGGGUUGGGGCCAUGAUCCAGAGUAUGCUGCAGGACUACAAAGAAGGGGGUUGGUUACCAAUGUGGAAGAAUAUCGUGGAAACGAAUAUCAUGGUGGGUACUCAUGGUGAUAGCAUCAUUGCUCAGGCCAUGGAAGCAGGAGUGAAAGAUUUCGACUGGAACCUGGCAUGGGAAGCAGUGAAGAAGAAUGCCUUUACGCCACCGGAGAGAGAUACGGAGCUGGAGGAAGAACAUACUCCUCAAGAGGUCAGAGCGGGUCUGACAGAGUAUAUGUCACACGGAUAUGUGGCUGCCGACAUUCAUGCGGAGAGUGGCAGUAGAACACUGGAUUAUGCCUACGAUGACCACGCCGCGUCCAUCGUGGCUACUCACUUGGGAGCGCAUGACGAAGCUGCUGUUCUCACCAAACGAGCAAAGUAUUACCGCAAUCUCUGGAAUAUCAAUACGGGCUUUAUGGAGGCGAGGAACAUAGAUGGAUCCUUCGCUGGUGAAAAGGUGGGAUGGACGGAAGGCGAUCAUUGGGCGUAUAGUCUGGCAGUCAUGCACGACAUUCCAGGUCUGAUCGAGUUGAUGGGUGGGGAUGACAAGUUUGUGGGGUUUCUGGAUCGACAUUUUGAUGAAGGACAUAAUCUACAUACCAAUGAGCCAAGUCAUCACAUUCCAUACCUCUACAACUUUGCCAACGCACCACAUAAAACCCAACAUUGGGUCCGUCAGAUCGCCCGGAAUGAAUACAAUCACACCGCUACCGGUUUAUCAGGUAACGAGGACUGUGGUCAAAUGUCUGCUUGGUAUCUCUUCACCGCCCUUGGUUUUUAUCCCGUAGACCCGGCUUCCGCGACAUAUAUCAUCGGUGCCCCUCUGUUCGAUUCUCUCCUCCUCCGACUACCAGGACAAAAACGACCAUUACGUAUUGACGCACUUGGUGCUUCCGACGUCCGAGGUUACGUGCGUGGUCUGAAAGUCAAUGGAAAAAGAAGAGAAUCUUGGGUAUUGAGACAUGAUGAAAUUAGACAUGGAGUUGAUUUGAUAUUUGAAAUGGACGGAACACCUCAAGCUUGGGGAAUGACUUUAUAG
Messenger RNA from Tremella mesenterica DSM 1558, 2550 nucleotides. RefSeq lists its product as uncharacterized. Bases 1 to 2550 code for a protein of 849 amino acids. NCBI's taxonomy places the organism in Eukaryota, Fungi, Basidiomycota, Tremellomycetes, Tremellales, Tremellaceae. The transcript is spliced from 12 exons. The record is from RefSeq and is a predicted model, not a curated record. Gene Ontology annotation, cellular component: cytosol; nucleus. Gene Ontology annotation, molecular function: carbohydrate binding; peptide-N4-(N-acetyl-beta-glucosaminyl)asparagine amidase activity. Gene Ontology annotation, biological process: protein deglycosylation; protein quality control for misfolded or incompletely synthesized proteins; glycoprotein catabolic process.